CAUUGUUUCAGGCAGUCAAGUUUUCCUCGUCGGUUAUGGAGCAGCAGUCGACUUCGUUAUAGAGAACAUGCAACAGCCGCUAGAGAGUUCAUGACGAAAACCUAAAAAAACCAGAAAAGAAAGUGAUAAGUUAUCUUUAAAGUUUUCGCUGACCGAUAGCAAAGAUAUCAUUCUCGCCGGUGCUUUCAGUACAGUGAGACGUGUAGUGUUAAUGUGACGUGAUAGUGUUAUAAAAAUUGCGUGUAUUGUGGUCGCGGUUAGCAGCGCUGGGAUGGUUGGCAGUCGUUGGCUGCCAUACGCCCGGCACGGAGCUGGAAUCGGUCCGGUACGGGCCCGGGGACGACCGGUUCACUAGUGACACGUUUAACGCAGGCUAACAUCAAUAUAUCGUAUAAGGAUGAACAUGGGGGAACAGUACGUCGGAGACUUCUGAGUCCGGAAAGUACGGAGAAGGUUUCAUCGGCUCGGCUCGCGGCCUCGCUGUCCAUGUCCGAGCCAAAGGCGAGGACGGAGCACAUGACCACACGGGGUGCACUUGGCCCCUUCUGUCAGUCGCUGCUCCGUUGAAACCACUGCCCGAGGAGCCGUGGAUCGCAGUUAUGAGGAGGGGCAGCUGUAACUUUGAGAUUAAGGUACAGAACGCAUGGCGCGCGAACGCGAGCGCGGUGCUCAUAUACAACGACAGGGACACCACCGUUUUGGAGAAAAUGAAGCUGUCCACCGAUAAUGGACGAAACAUAAGCGCGGUGUUCACAUACAAAUGGAAGGGUGAAGAAAUAGCCCGUCUCAUCGACAACAACACCAACGUGACUAUCGGCAUCAUCAAGGGCCGCACCUUCACACACAUCAACAACAACAUCAAUAAAACAUCGGUGCUGUUCGUGUCCAUAUCGUUCAUCGUGCUGAUGGUGAUCAGCCUCGCGUGGCUCGUCUUCUACUAUAUCCAGCGCUUCCGCUACAUCCAUGCGAAGGACAGACUUUCGAAACGACUUUGCUGUGCAGCGAAGAAAGCGCUAUCCAAAAUACCUGUUAAGAGUUUAAAGACUGAAGACAGAGAAGUCCAAGGCGACGGCGAGUGUUGCGCCAUCUGUAUAGAGCCUUACAAAGUGUCCGAGACGCUUAGGUCUCUGCCUUGUAGACACGAUUUCCACAAGAACUGCAUCGAUCCAUGGCUCUUGGAGCACAGAACGUGCCCGAUGUGCAAGAUGGACAUACUCAAGUAUUAUGGCUUCGUGUUCACGGGAAGCCAGGAGAGCAUCCUGCAGCUGGACGUGGAGGAGGCUCGCAGCCGCGCCAUCAGCCCCGCGCGGAACCGCCACCCGCUCACACUGUUGACGAGCGACAACUCGUACUCGGAGGCGGGCAGCUCGCGCUCGUCGCGCGCCUCGUCGCCCGACGAGCUGGCGCCCUCGCUGCCGCGCCGCCAGCCGCAGGACAGAUCUCACACGUCGUCACCGGACUGCGCCACGCCGCACGCCGACACGUCGGCCGCGCAAGACUGAGACGGUAUGCGGCUAUUCGGCCGCGUCACGCAGGUGUGACAGGGACAGCUACAGCCCAACCAGCAACCCGAGUGCGCAGUGUGACACAUAGAUUCUCAAUAGUCCAUUCUAUAAAAUGUGCCCUGAAGAUAUCUUGUAGUGUUGUAAUGAAAUGACAACAGAAGAAAUGUUAUAGCGGCUGCUAUCAUCUCAAAGAACUGUCAAGAUUCAUCGACCUAGAAAGUGACAGCAAUAGUAGAUAGGAAUAAUUUAGCGCUUAGGUCUUUGUACAACUGAAGCCAAAUGACCCGUUUAAGCUAAAAAAAUACAAACAUGAAAAGAAAUACGUUGAAAUGUAUACAAAAGAACUAUAGCUGUCUUCUUCUGUCUAUAUAAAAUAAGAGAGACAGAGUAAUCACAGCACCCCAUCGGAAAGACAUUUGUUUGAGUGAAGUGAGUCAGUGAUGUGUUCAUAAAUAACCUUAGAAUAAAAUACUCAUGGUACUUCCAGUGACGUUCGGUGGACAAGUGAUGUUUUAUCGUAAGCAAAUACCACUCCGCCUAGUCGACGGGCUUAAUCUAGGUUUCCUAUAUUGAGCCCUAAUCUCACAUAAGAUAUGCGUACAGAUGCCUAGUCAGUUUAUAAUGUACCGUAAAGUGGGGUUACUGGGGACAGGAGGGAUAACUUCAGACAAAAGAAAAAUUUCCUAAUUACAUGAACGUGGCUGACAGGAGUGUACUUUUUACACAAUUUUACGGACAAUAUAUCAAAUAGAUAGAUUAGUUUUAGUAAAAAAAAAUGUCUGAAGUUAACCCAUCUGACCCCAGAAAAGGCAUCUGUACGGAAUCUUCUGGGUCCUGUAACCUACUUUUACCUUUGCGAUGUAGAAAAACUGUGUUUCCCUAUACACCCCUACCUAAAUUAGCUUAGAUAUGUCGCAGUUAGCAUCUCUUUCCUACAAAGUUAUUUAGAGUGGGACAAACGCUUUUACAACUAUGUUCUAGCUAGUAAUAUAGUGGUUAAGUUGAAGAAGGCCGAUUUGAACUUUAUGUAGAUGGAAUAAGGGGUACAAUGUAUAAUAAACUUAUAGCAUUUUAUUUGCUAUGUUUGAUGGAUCUUUUUGUACAGAUGCUCUCAGAAAUAUCUGAGAAAAUAUGGACUCACAAUUAUCUGAACGCGUUUUAAAUAUCAUUGCGUGUUCAGAUAUUUUUGAUAUCUAAUGAGAUAUAAUCGGCCUUUUGCACUUAACUUAAUAAAUUUUUACCAAUAUAAAACGAUUUUACUAUUGAAACUUUUAAUAUGCGUAGAAUAAUUAGAAACCUGACGAUUUCUUUAUAUUUUGACCUAUGAAGUUUUAUUAGCCAAAUCGUUUAGUUGAAGUGAGAUGGGUUAAGAAUAACUUAGUUUAUUUUGCUCGAGGCAACAUAUAGUGUUAUUCUUGCCCCGGUGUUCGUCUUACCCCAUCUCACCUUAUAUGUUUGAAUACCAUUUGGAAGUAUUUGUACUUAAAACAAGGAUUGGCUGUUGAUCUCAUAUAGUAUGCGUGUUAUGUAACUUCACUGCUAUAUUAUAUUGUUUUGAACUUUGCGAUAUUCACUGUAAUUUAACAACAAGAAGACAUAUCCAUGUACAAAUUAAUACAACAACGCUGUAUAACGCAGUUUGACUUGCAAAUACUUUUCAGAAAAAGGUCACAUCUGUGGACAAAACAUCAAAAGUUGUGUCUGAUGCACGAUUACCUUAGCAGCAGAAGUAGUUAAGCGGGUGUGGCGUUCAAAAUGAUUUCAACACAACUUUAUUGCUAGGAUUAAGAGCGUGCGCAGAUCAUUUUGAAUAGCUUGUCUGCUUAACCAAUUAUGUUACACUCGUCGAGACACCGCGAGAGAAGCCGAAAACGAGUGUGACUGCUCUCUUCUCGUCUUGUCUCGCCCUUGUCCGAGCGGUGACGUCGGAGCGGUGACGAGACUCGACGUGUGUGUACAACCGGCGUUAUUGAUUGUAUGUGCAUAUGUCUACUAUGUCAAUGAUUAUUGUCAGAUUGUGUGCAUACCUCACCAUCGGUUGUGGAUCUAGGGCCAUACAUUAUGUAAAGUGUCUCCGUCCAUAUGUUUUGCUAUUUCAUUUUAUAUUUAGGAGGAUGUUACCGCCACACACGUUUCACUGAAUUGUAUUUUAUUGUGUAUGUAUUAAGGUUCAGAAUUGAAUGGUAUCACUAUUAUUUGUAUGUGGUUAGAGGCAAAGAUAGCUCUAUAAGAUGACUGCCGACGUGCUGACUGCUAUGAAAUGUAUUAUUUUAAAUACGUCUAUACAUUAAUCGAAACCUCCUUUAUGUAAUCAUUUCUAAACCUUAUAAAAAUAAAUUAAGGUAAGGUCGGGUAAGUCUAUCACCGGGACAAGACAAACACAUGUAUGGAAUCCUUAUACUGUUUGUCUUGCCCCGGGCAAAAUAAACUAUGCUCGUCUUACCCAACCUUACCUAAAUUUAUUUAUUUAAAAUUUGAUUCAAGCAACAAGGCCCAUAUUACAUACAUACAUAUAAAUUAUUUAAACUUAAUAAGGUUAACUGAGUAUCAUCUUAACCAUAUUUGUAAAACGUGUAAGGUCAACUUAGUGGAAGGGAAACAGUAUGAGGAGUCCCUGCAACACUCUCUUAACCCAUGGUCUCCUUUACCCCAUCUAACCUUCAACCUUCAGUAAUUUUAUUCAAAGCGUGUGUGGCGGAUUUACUCCUUUGCUCGUCUUAGGCCUAUCUUGUGGACGUGCAUAUUUGCUUUACAUACUUUUUACGCCGAGUAUUAACUCGGCUACACUCAAGCUGAUAACACUCAUGCGGGCUUUCUUAAACCUAGAGGUAGGUUAAGGCAUUUAUAUCACGGGUUUUUGGCGAGAGUGUGACCGGGGCUUAAUAAUGUGGCCUUUUGUUUAAGGGUUGAAAGCGUUGACAUAUAUCUAAGGUCGGAUUCUACGCACUAAGAAUAGUGCUAGUUCAGCGGUGUUACUCACGAGUUUGAGCCAAUCGUGUAGUCUAAUUAGUUGCGACCAAUCGCGUUGUGGCGUUCGAGCCAAUCUCGAAUUCGAGUGCGUGACUCCGCUGUACUGGCCCCAUUCUUAUUGCCCGUAAGGCCCGUCCUUAGAUAUAUGUCAAUGGUUGGAAGGUCCUAAUAUUUUCGUUAAGGUUUGGCCACAGUCAGUUAUCUGCAGUCGAGCUAGGUAGCGGUUAUAGGGUACCCGACGUGGCUCUGUGGUAGUUAAUAAAAUCUAGUCUGAAAUUAACUUCAAGUUACGCUUUUUAAUGCAAUUAUUUUAUGUGGGUUUGUACUAACAUGGAACAUGCCCCAAAAAUCUUCGUUUACUCAUGUUACUAUGUUAAGUGGGAGAAAACUUAUAUAUUUGUCAAAAUUGCGUACGAAAUAAAAUAUUAGGCAUAAGUUGCGUAGGAGUUGGUUGUGACUACCAUUCUUAAAUGUAGUCUAGUAGUAACGGUUGCAGUGCAGGGUGGUGGGUGUAGUCAUCUCUCUCUAUCACUCUUCCAUAUUAGUGCGACAGUGACAGCUGCUUUCCGUUCGCUGCUGCGGAGCGUUAACGGUUGGCACGUUGACUUGGGAUUUAUGAAAAAUUUGGCAUCUCUUUCUAGCUAUUUUUGUCAGAAAGAGAGGCGAACAACGAUUACGGAUUACAAGAUUUUGUGUAAAAAUACAGUGUUUUAUUAGAUAUUGGAAAACUGUAGGCAGCUUGGCAAAUACGAGUACAUUUUAAAGAACGAUCGUGUCAUUCAUGAAGACGCGUGCCUUGACUCGUAUUGUCAUGUUAUGAAAGGUUAGAUUUGACAAAUCUGCGCGUCAUCAUGGAUGACACGACCAAUAGCCUAACUUUUAACUAUGAUGAACUUUAAUUAAUUACCACAAUAAAAUAAUUGUAUUUGAAAGCGAUAUUUGUUCAAAUGUUUAUUUAAUAAGAAACAAUAUUUACGUAUAGCUGUAAGUAAGCAUUUAAGUUAUAAAUUAGUACAUUUUAGGUACUUAUACGAAAAUCUAACCGAUUUUUAUAACAAAGGAGACUGGUAUGUACUUUUAAUUCAGUAAAUGAUGUUAACAUUAAUGAUACAUUCCCAUCUGUGCGCGCUACCACGUGUACGUGAAGAGUUAAGAUAAAAACAAUAAAAACCAAUACAGUAUUGA
Messenger RNA from Cydia pomonella (codling moth), 5660 nucleotides. Its product is annotated as E3 ubiquitin-protein ligase goliath-like. The coding region runs from base 600 to 1502 and encodes 300 amino acids. NCBI's taxonomy places the organism in Eukaryota, Metazoa, Arthropoda, Insecta, Lepidoptera, Tortricidae. The transcript has 11 exons. The record is from RefSeq and is a predicted model, not a curated record.